This is a messenger RNA of Besnoitia besnoiti, 669 nucleotides long. RefSeq names its product centrin. NCBI's taxonomy places the organism in Eukaryota, Apicomplexa, Conoidasida, Eucoccidiorida, Sarcocystidae. Gene Ontology annotation, molecular function: calcium ion binding. Gene Ontology annotation, cellular component: centrosome; centriole. The record is from RefSeq and is a predicted model, not a curated record. Gene Ontology annotation, biological process: centriole replication; mitotic cell cycle. The transcript has 6 exons. The coding region runs from base 1 to 669 and encodes 222 amino acids.
AUGCUGCAUGAAAGAUGCUUUUCUGCGGCCGUUAAUGUGAAAAGGUGCACCGUUCGAGCCGCCGGUCCUCACCAGCGGCUCAGUCUCAUUCACGAGAAGCUGGCGGAUAAGACUAUGCUCCUGUUUUCCUCGCCUUCAGUUUCGCGCUCAGGAACCGGGAAGCACAAUCGAAAGGGAGCAGGCUCUCUACCGCGAGGCCGCGGCGCAGGCAAGAAGACGGAGCUGACAGAAGAGCAGCGGCAGGAGAUUAAGGAGGCCUUCGACUUGUUUGACACGGACGGCUCGGGAUGCAUCGACGCCAAGGAGCUGAAAGUGGCGAUGCGCGCCCUCGGCUUCGAACCAAAGAAGGAGGAGAUUCGGAAGAUGAUCGCGGACGUCGAUAAGGAUGGAACGGGAAGUGUAGAUUUUCAAGAGUUCCUCAGUCUGAUGACCGUAAAAAUGGCAGAGCGAGAUCCGCGCGAGGAAAUCCUCAAGGCGUUCCGCCUCUUCGACGAUGAUGAAACAGGAAAAAUCUCGUUCAAGAAUUUGAAGCGCGUCUCGAAGGAGCUCGGCGAGAACCUGACGGACGAAGAACUCCAGGAGAUGAUUGACGAGGCAGACCGCGACGGGGACGGAGAGAUCAAUGAAGAGGAGUUUAUUCGCAUUAUGAGGAAGACAAACCUUUUCUAG